Molecule: messenger RNA, 411 nt
Organism: Python bivittatus (Burmese python)
Lineage: Eukaryota; Metazoa; Chordata; Lepidosauria; Squamata; Pythonidae
Product: histone H4
Cellular component (GO): nucleosome
Molecular function (GO): DNA binding; protein heterodimerization activity; structural constituent of chromatin
Source: RefSeq, a predicted model, not a curated record
UGUGAGCUGCAGUAUUGAAGGAUGUCUGGACGAGGAAAGGGCGGAAAGGGUUUGGGAAAAGGAGGCGCUAAGCGCCACCGCAAAGUGUUGCGGGACAACAUCCAGGGCAUUACUAAGCCUGCGAUUCGCCGCUUGGCUCGUCGUGGCGGAGUGAAGCGUAUCUCUGGCUUGAUCUAUGAGGAGACUCGCGGGGUGCUGAAGGUUUUUCUGGAAAACGUCAUCCGGGAUGCCGUGACUUACACCGAGCACGCCAAGAGAAAGACCGUGACCGCCAUGGACGUCGUGUACGCUCUGAAGCGCCAAGGCCGUACUCUGUACGGAUUUGGUGGCUAAAUAUUACAAUUGUGAGUUGAUCAAAGUAAUCAAAAGGCCCUUUUAAGGGCCACCCACCUUCUCAUAAAAAAGCUGAGU